CAUUACGUACAAGUGAGAUAUACAUAUAAUCGACUAAUGCGACGCUUUUCAAAUGCAAUUGGCGUCAGACUUUAGUCGAGUAAACGGGGUAAACUUUUUUGACUGUUUAUGAGACAAACAAAGCGGAAAAUACAAAUGUAUAGUUUUUUUUUAAAUAAAUUACCGAUAUAAAAUGGAACGAAGAAUAGUGCACAUAGUGGACAAUUCCCAGACGUCGACUGCAAAUCAUUUGAAGAAUGUUAAAUUCAUGGAAAAGGAAUAUAACAAGGUGGAUUUCGCAGAGUUCUCCCAUGUUUAUCUAAACAUUUUAAAAGCUGCUUCGAGAGGAGAUGGUAAUAAUCCUAAUACUAGAAACACAAUUGAGUUUCUGGGACAGUUUGUCGGAUAUAUUACCACAGUACAACAUCAGGCCCACAAGAAUGAUUUCGAGCCCUAUUUGUUAAAAUUUCUGAUAUAUGAAGUUACCAAGAUGCAAAAAGGCUGCCUACCGCAACAAGUUAAAAAAAAUAUAUGUAUAUUUUGGUCGUCGACUUUACGCAACAUUGGAGAUGAUGUUACUAUGGAAAAUUUAUUGGGCCAGACCAUUCAGAAUAAUUUACUAGAAGCUGUACAGGACAUCAAACCUUUAGUAAGACAUCAAGCUGUGUUAGCACUUGCAAGGCUUCAAACCCCAUCAAAUAGAGAAUGUCCCGUGAUUAACGCUUUUAUAUCAUGCUUGCACGAUUCGAAUUCUAUGGUACGCCGAGAAGCAGUACGAUGGAUAGCCCCGAAUAUAAAAAGCAUUGAAAAAUUAUCAGAAAAGGUCAGAGAUAAUGACCCUCGAGUACGUAGCACUGCUUUCAGUCGCUUAGCGGAUAUAGGGAUUAAAUAUUUUAAAAUUGUACAAAGGCAACACAUUCUCAGGAGUGGUUUUGCAGAGACGAAUCCAAUUGUUAAAAAAAUGUUUUUGGAACGUUUGUUGCCCUCGUGGCUUUCCAACUUCAACGGAUCAUAUUUGGGUGUAUUGAAAUCUAUAAAAUUAGAUGGGGAGGAAAAUGAUAUAUCGAAUACAGAGGAUCUUAGUACUAAAAUUAUGGAGGUAUUUUUCAAAACUGAACCAAUUAAUGAUUUAAUCGAUGCGCUACCUCUCGACGAUACUAAAGUUAUUCCGGAAGACUUAAUACAGAAUGAAUUAAUUCAUUACUGGAAUAUCGUGGUUAAAUAUCUGCGACAAUCUGAAGAUUUAGAAGAGUAUCUGGAUAAGGUUAUUCCGGAUCUAACAAUAUUCUGUAACUAUAUUUCAAGGGUCGCACACAAUACGUUAUCCAAGAAUUUGGAAGAAUGGGAAUAUUUAAAUAUUCAGUUCAUACUAUGUCACUUAUUUGAUAUGGCAGAAAAAUAUGAUUUGUCAGAUGAAGUGGGUAGGAAAACACUGGAAGAAUUGAUUAAGACGUUAUUAAGCAAACAUAGAUUACAGUCUCGGCUUUUGAAUAAACUUGUCGCAAUUGGCAGUAAGUUGGAACCUAAUGUGGAUUCUUUUGCUUUUGAAGGAAAUCUAAUUAUUUCAAACAUUUGGCAACCCUUGGUUGACAAACCGCCGGACGAAGAUACAGAACGAGAGAAAGCUUUUAAGGCGUCUGAGUUGAAAGUAAAACAGAUCAUGUUAGAAAGUGAACUUGAAGCUGCCAUCGAAGCUGAAGAGUUUUUAAAAGCUCAAGACCUAACAAAUAAAUUACAAGAGAUCAAAAGAAUCUUAGAAAAAUUGCUUUCUGACAAUUUGGAGGUACAGCAGAUACGUGUCACCGCUGAUGAUUCAGAUACCUUAUGUUGGUGUUUGGAUAUUCUGGCAGCAAUCCUGGGGCAUGCCAAUAUGAAAAAAUUGCCGUCUUGUUUAAUAACUACCAGGCAGGAGUUCUUGAUGCCGCUUAUUCAGCAUAAUAAUCCUGAAAUUCAUUGGCGAGUAUUUAAAUGUUUGGCAAUUUAUUCCGCUUUUGAUCGACAACUGGCUCAAGAAUAUUUGAAAGCUUUGUGUAAUCCGAUUUGCUUCUAUCGAUACAAACAUGACUUAAAUAAGAGCAUGCUGAUAGAUUCUAUCUCUAUUGUGACCGAUCUUAUAAGAGAUUCAGAAAUGAAUUUGUUCAGUACGGAAGCGGAUAUUUGUUAUGUUACGAACAAUACGAAAAGACGCCUGUACAACGAAGAUGCAAACGAACUGAACUCGUUGGCUAAUACAAACUUGACUAUUGAUUCAAUUUUAAGUGUUUUUAUGGAUAUGAUGGAUGACGAAAAUGACGAUAUCAGACAUACAGUGAUCACAGCUUUGGCCAAGCUUAUACUUAGUGGAAUUCCAAUCGACUUCACGGUAAUAACUAGACUUAUAUUGAAAUGGUUCACUCCUGUAACACGUAAAUCAAGUACGGCUUCUGGGGCACUAAAAGGAAGACGUAAAGCUUACGAAGGGGCGCUUCAACAAAUAAUUGGUGUUAUUGUCAAUCUCUAUGUUACUCGAGUUGAGAACGCUAGAGAAGUGGUAGCAAGAGCCAUUGUUCCAAUAAUUAACAAAUUCUGCGAAGCUCCGCGGUCGAGUUUAUUAGUUGACAUUGAUAUGGUAAAUGUAAUAAAAUUUUUAUCAGCUAUUACAGAUGUCGGAUCCAAAAAUUCCUCAGUUGAUGUCCAUAUACAAGUAGCUGAUCUUUUGGUGCAAGAAAUGUCUUCUAGACCAUCUGAAUUAUCAACCAUUUAUUUUGCAAAAAUGUUGAAAUAUCUACAUAUAAAUCAUAGUAAUGAUGUAGCUGUAAAAGAGUUAGUCACAAAUUGCGAACUGUUGCUCGAAAAGACAAUUCUGGAAAAAGGAACUAGACAGGAAGUUCAAAAAUUUGCAGCAAGGCUUGGCGCAGAUGCAUCGAUUUGUACAAAUGGCAAUACAGAAUCGCUCCAAUUAACCGAAAAUUCCACAGUCCGAACAAGCGUGAGUUGCGACUCAAAUCAAACACAUACACAGAAUAGGAUGCUUCUACAACAAUCAAGCCCUUUAAGUGUAGUUAUUGAAGAAUCAAAUAGUACUAAAUCCGCGGAUCAAAAUAGCUGCACCGAUACGGAAAACAUUCCACCAAGCAAGAGAAAAAAGUUGACGAAUAUGAAUGUUGAAAGAUUCUCUCUUAGGAGCAGUGCAAUAAGAUCUAGGAAAAACCAGCAAGCUGGUCCAACACUAUGUAAAACAUCCCAAACAAUAACGUCAAAAUCCCGAUCUUUCUCUUCUGGAUCUUCUUCCGACGUUAUUCCCACUAGCCAGAGGAACCUGAGAUCUAAUAGAUUUCAAGCAAAGGUUGACAACAAAAUAAUUUGCAAAGAAUUAAGAGUGCUACUUGACAAACAAAAAUUAAACGGAGUCAAUGGUAUUAAAACAAAUAACCUUGAAGUGAGUAACAUCGAUUUGUCGAUAUCUCAAAGCGUGUCUUCCAGUUCAGAUUCAACGGUAAACUUGCGACGCUCACAAAGAAAUGCUAGAGAUUCAGUUGUAACCCGAGUAAACGGCACGAAGAGCAUUGUAAAUGCAGUUUCCGUUCAAGUGAAAAGAAAAAAAUUAAGAGGCAGAACAUUGCCGUCCAACGAUGCAACAAAUAGCCUAGUCGUCAAUGAAUUUGACACAUCAGAUCAAACGUUGCACACAAUUAUAGAACCUUCAGAGUGCCAAAUGGGUAUUUUAGCCGACUACAGCCAAGUUGACACGCGACGGUCUUCUCGAAGAAUACAAGCAUUGAGAUCAGAUUCUACAUCUGAUGAGUCGCCAUCAAGAACCGUACCAAAAAAGAGGGCAAAAAAAAAUACCGAGACAUAAUGUAAGUCAUGUUUGAUAAAAAAUAUACAUGUGUUAUUUUCACGAUUUUAUGUAAUUAUAUUGUAAUAUAACCGACCCAAUUUUGUAUAUAUUUACAAUAUUACAAUAGUAUAUAAUAAUGGAGAUGUCUGUAAUUGAGUGCCUUAUUAUUUAUUGAGUGAAAAUACAUAUGGUGGUU
Molecule: messenger RNA, 3995 nt
Organism: Dendroctonus ponderosae (mountain pine beetle)
Lineage: Eukaryota; Metazoa; Arthropoda; Insecta; Coleoptera; Curculionidae
Gene: Cap-G
Product: condensin complex subunit 3
Exons: 22
Coding region: 173-3817 (1214 amino acids)
Biological process (GO): mitotic chromosome condensation
Cellular component (GO): condensin complex; cytoplasm; condensed chromosome
Source: RefSeq, a predicted model, not a curated record